Molecule: messenger RNA, 498 nt
Organism: Knipowitschia caucasica
Lineage: Eukaryota; Metazoa; Chordata; Actinopteri; Gobiiformes; Gobiidae
Source: the annotation of a GenBank genome assembly
AUGAGAAACGCCCGGUGGAACGGACUACAACUGGCCGACGUGACGCAUUCCUUCCACCUCUCCUCCCACCUCUGCAGGAGACAUGAGGACUCCCACUGGCAUCACCGCACAGGAUAUAGGGCUUUCGGGGGUUGGGCGCAGGAGGGGGUGGGGGAGAGCCGGGGGCGGGAGUGUAGGGGGGGGGGGGGUCGGGGGGGGGGGCGGGGGGGUGGGGGAGGAGAGGUGGGUGGCGGGGGGGGGGGGGCGGGGAGGGGGGGUGGGGGGGCGGGGGGGAGGGAGGGGGGGGAGGGGUGGGGGUGGGCGGUUGGGGGGGGGGGGGGGGGGGGGGGGGGGGGGGGGGGGGGGGGGCCCUGGGGGGGGGGAGGGGAUGGGGGACGGGGGGGUGUGGGGAGCGGGGGGGAUGGCAGGUGGGGUGUGGGGGGGGGGGGGGGGGGGGGGGGGGGGGGGCGACGGGUGGGGGGGGGGGAGCGUGAGUGGGAGGAGGGGGUGGGGGUGUAG